CUGCUUUGCUCAUGUCCAGCGAUUCCACCGAACAACCUUCUCCUGCAAAAGUUGCUUCCAUGGCUGGUGACCAAGAAGGACAACCCAUUCCCACCGAAUCUACUCCUUCCAUGGCUGGCGUUAAAUCCUCUCAUCCCAAAGAGCUGCCAUCUGCUGGAUCUGCUUCAAUGGCCGGUUCCAAGGCCACUCAUUUCUUGAAAUCGCCUCCUACAUAUUUGGUUAAGCUCUUCCAAACCCAAAAUCUCCAAGAUGGCGUAAACCAAAUACUCCAACGCCAUAAGCCAUGCCAUUCAAAUCAGAUUUUUGUUCCUCAUAAGAAAUCCCAGAUUUUGGGUCCAUACUUUGUGUCUCACCCAUCAGCUCUUUUUGCCUCCAUUUACCCACAGCCAAAAGAACAUCCUCUCCCUUUUCAGGUAAAACCCGAUUGGAGUAAAUGGGUUGGACCUUUCGGAACUUGGCCAACUUGGAGGAAAUCAAAAUGGGUUGACUGGAUAAAUCACCUUGAACCUGCUUUUGGCCAAAUUUGGAAAGAUGAGAAGAGAUUUCAGCAUUAUUAACUUUGCCACCAGGUGUUGAAUACAACACAGAUUUGAAGCCCUCUUAUCCGACAAAAGUAAGCCUGUCGAUGCUCAAGAGCACAUUUCAUUUCUGCUUACUUUAAUUUGCAAAUAUAUGGUUUGUUCUGCU
Molecule: messenger RNA, 687 nt
Organism: Rubroshorea leprosula
Lineage: Eukaryota; Viridiplantae; Streptophyta; Magnoliopsida; Malvales; Dipterocarpaceae
Source: the annotation of a GenBank genome assembly